Messenger RNA from Diospyros lotus (date-plum), 1036 nucleotides. Its product is annotated as vacuolar protein sorting-associated protein 2 homolog 1. Gene Ontology annotation, biological process: protein transport; endosome transport via multivesicular body sorting pathway; late endosome to vacuole transport. Bases 169 to 840 code for a protein of 223 amino acids. Gene Ontology annotation, cellular component: ESCRT III complex; multivesicular body. The transcript is spliced from 5 exons. NCBI's taxonomy places the organism in Eukaryota, Viridiplantae, Streptophyta, Magnoliopsida, Ericales, Ebenaceae. The record is from RefSeq and is a predicted model, not a curated record.
CACUACGCUUUUAUGUAUUGUUGUGCCGCGUUAUUGUGAGAUGGUUCCAUCGCACAACAGCAAAGCGUGUUGAUCAAGUCGAGUCCUCACAGAUUCUGCGGAGAGAGAGAGAGAGAGAGAUCCGGCGGUGCAUCGGAAUUAGACGUCGGCCUUUGUUGAUCGAUCGAGAUGAGUUUCCUCUUCGGCAAGCGGAAGACACCGGCAGAACUCCUGCGCGAGAAUAAGAGGAUGCUGGACAAAUCUAUUAGAGAAAUAGAAAGAGAGAGGCAAGGAUUACAAGCCCAAGAGAAGAAAUUGAUUGUCGAGAUAAAGAAAAGUGCCAAGCAAGGGCAGAUGGGAGCUGUUAAGGUGAUGGCAAAAGACCUUAUUAGGACCCGACAUCAAAUUGAAAAAUUUUAUAAGCUGAAAUCCCAGCUCCAGGGUGUAUCUCUUAGAAUUCAGACUCUGAAGUCAACACAAGCAAUGGGAGAGGCGAUGAAAGGUGUCACAAAGGCAAUGGGCCAGAUGAAUAGGCAGAUGAACUUGCCUUCACUGCAGAGAAUUAUGCAAGAAUUUGAGAUGCAAAAUGAAAAGAUGGAAAUGGUUACUGAGGUCAUGGGAGAUGCCAUUGAUGAUGCUCUGGAAGGGGAUGAGGAGGAAGAAGAAACAGAAGAGCUCGUGAAUCAGGUUCUUGAUGAGAUCGGGAUCGACAUAAACUCAGAGCUUCUGAAUGCACCAUCAUCUGCUGUAGCUGCCCCAGCAGCGAAGAACAAGGUCGCACAAGCUGAAGCGACAGGAAACGAGGACAGCGGGAUAGACAGUGACUUACAGGCAAGGUUAGACAAUUUAAGAAGAAUGUAGCCUUUCAGCGUAGCGUACUUCAAAAUAGUUCAACUGGGGAAGUUGACAGGUUGAAAUGCUGCCCUGCAAUAUUUGAGAAGAAUUAAUCAGCCUCAUGGGUUGGUAAUAUCUUAUAUUGUAAUGAAAAUCACUCUUUAAUUGGUACCAUAUGUAAUUAUCCAUUCUCACCUAAUUAUUGGGGGCCUUGUCUUGUGUA